Rhipicephalus sanguineus (brown dog tick) is the source of this 2613-nucleotide messenger RNA. RefSeq names its product endothelin-converting enzyme-like 1. Gene Ontology annotation, biological process: protein processing. The record is from RefSeq and is a predicted model, not a curated record. Gene Ontology annotation, cellular component: plasma membrane. The transcript is spliced from 10 exons. Bases 1 to 2613 code for a protein of 870 amino acids. Gene Ontology annotation, molecular function: metalloendopeptidase activity. Lineage: Eukaryota; Metazoa; Arthropoda; Arachnida; Ixodida; Ixodidae.
AUGGACCCGAAACCCACUGCUCCGUUCACGAACGUCGCGCCCAAACUGUCGCGGCACUCGCACCGGAGUUCCAACUCUCAGUCCCGGUCGUCGCUCCACUCGCCACGAAGCUCCGGCUCUUCCCCGGACUUGAACUCUGGCGCCGGCAGCAAGACCGCGUCUCAGAGAGGCGAUGCGACGCCGGGUAGGAAGCGCCCACUUCGCGGCACGCGGCACUGGAGGCACGUACACAGGCCUCACUCUCCCGCGGCCUCUCCGAGCCUUACCAAGUCACCGCUGGCCGCGUCACUGUCGUCCACGUCGGCACCCGCGGUCGUGCAGACACCGCCGUUCCCGAAGAAGGACGAACGUGCCGGGAAAUCGACGCCCGGCCGCUCCGGCCUAAGCAGUGCGGCACACACGAUGAGUUCACUCUUGCGCAAACAACAAGCAGCGACUCCGAGAAUCGUGCCAGUGCUGGCCGUGUCCGCGGUCCUGGCGUGCACUCUGGCAGUCUACUUCUUGUACCGCACCACGCUGUCGGGAGCAUCCAAAAGCCAAGCGUCGCUGGCGAGCCACGUGUGCGUCGCGGCCGAAUGCGAGGAGCACGCUUCUUUCUUCCGUCGCAACCUGUACACCCGAGCGGACCCGUGCGUGGACCUGGACGCCCACGUCUGCUCCCACUGGGCACCCUCCAGCGCCCUGGCUUCGCACCUCACUCGAGACAUGGCCCUGGCCUGGACGCUGAGGGUCACGGAUUCGCUCGUUGCGGACAAUGUGUCUGACGACGCUUCGUACUCGCAAGGCACGUGGGUCACUGAACGCAAGGUCAUAUCGGCGUUCCUGCGCAAGUGCGUCGCUCAGAAGGACGACAACCCGGACAGCCUUCGCAGCGUACGUGAGUUUGCGUCCGAACUCGGCAUUCCAUGGCCCUACGUGGUGAACGAUUCUGCGGUGCAGCGCACUAACCCUUUCGAAGUGCUCAUCCGCCUCGACGUGCUCUUGGGUCUGCAGCUAUGGUGUCAGGAGCUGAUGAGAGGCUCCACCGCUUCAAUCCGGCCCUUGAGAAAACUACGGUGGAAGUUCAGCAGCCCCAAAAAAGCUUGCAGCUACUUCGUGCAAACGGCUGUGUUGAAACAACUGCGUGAAAAACCGAUACCACCCAUGCUGGUGAUAAGCAGGACCGACACGGCCUCCGUCUGGUUGGACUUGGUCGACGCGCUCGACAGGAACCAAGGACGUGUCGCGUACUACCAAAACAUCAACAGCCUCUACGGCGUGCCCUUGCCAAACGCAUCGACCAUGACCAGGCACCUCAAGAUGGAACGGGAUGUGCUGACCGCUCUAGCGACGGUCGUGAACGAGACGAACCGCGAAGCGGUUGACACGACGCUGGACCGCAUUGAAUUGGCCUUCACCCACUUGGGCGACAUCCCGCUGGCAAAGUUCAUGCUGUCCUUCUUCAACGCCUCGGGGAUCCACGAGCGUAGCCGGGUUUACAUCGACAGCCGUCGCUUCGUUGUGGCCGUUGACGAACUGCUGGGCAAGUAUGGCCGGGGCCCGCUCAUGGAGCAUAUCGCCUGGUGGUUCACCCAGCUAUGCGCCGUGAUGGCAUCGAACAAGGCCCGCAUGCUGAUCACAGGGAAUGAGGCGGGAUCGAGAACCGUGAAGAAAACGUGGUGCUUCUACUUGGCUUCGGCCUGGUUCGGUCCUACGCUCUAUAGCAUCAUCUCGCACUUUACCCCGGCCGAGGAGAGGCGCACCGUGGACGACUUCGAGCGUAGUCUGCUCGGACACGUCAACCGCGCCGUAAAGAACAUGUCGUGGACCGACGAGACGACGCGACGCGCCAUGAUCCGAAGGCUUAAUGAAAUGAGAGUGGACAACUGGCAGGGGGACGCGAAUGCGACUUCUUCUCUGCUGCGGGAGGAAACCGAAGCCUUGACGCCUGAAGAUUGGUCCAAUACCACUGAGGAAUUCCUAGACAUCCUGAUUGCCAAGAUGUCAGAGCGACUUUCGAAGCACGCGCAAUCGCGGCGGCCUUACGAGGGCAAGCGCUGGCUGCAGAAGCCGUAUGACGGACUACGCUACGCCUACCUGAGCAACACGCUGGUCGUGAUGCAGGCCACGACCGCCAGUCCGCUGUUCUACCCUAGCUACGCCAGAGGCGGUGUUCUGAGCGCUGCGAGCUUCGGAGGCCUAGCCACUGCCUUCCUGGAAACCGCGCUGCGGAUGUUCGACAGACAAGGCAUUCGUAUUGACGAAGGUCAGGCGAGGGCCUGGAUGAGCGCACGCGCCGAGCGUCAGCUGUUCCGCAGGCUCCGUGGAAGCAGCGGUAUCGGCGAGAACAUGCUGCAAGCGGGCAGCCUGCAAGUCGCCUGGCAAGCCUACAAGAGUGCCUCGCCUAGUGACUCGCCGCUAGGUGGGGCGCUGGACAUAGCCGACUCGCACGGCAAGACCCAGCGCUACACGGCGGACCAGCUGUUUUUCCUGACCUAUUGCCGCCGCUUCUGCAACAAGCAGACGAGCUGCAACUCGGCGGCGCGCAGCCUUGCCGACUUCGGGUCCGUCUUCGGCUGCGCCAAGAGACGUCCAGAGGAAGACGACCUUAGUCAAUACCGUUUUUUCGCUUAG